Lactuca virosa is the source of this 384-nucleotide messenger RNA. The record is from the annotation of a GenBank genome assembly. NCBI's taxonomy places the organism in Eukaryota, Viridiplantae, Streptophyta, Magnoliopsida, Asterales, Asteraceae.
AUGAGUAAUGAGAAGAUGGCUCGUGAACUGGGUAUAGAAGACCUAUUCUCAACUCUUUCGCAAGCGAGUUUAGAAAGGGUAGCUAGCCAAUAUGGAUUGUGUCCAUUGGAUGGAGUUUUUCUACCUCGUCCUACUCAGCAUAUGAAGGAUCCACCUCCCGAUAAAGUGGGCAUUUAUGUCAAAACUAUGGAGGCAGGCCUUCGCUUCCCAAUCUCCAAGUUUCUUGAGGAUUUAUUCUCUCACUAUUUUAUACACAUAAGCCAACUAAAGCCAAAUUCAAUGUUCAAAAUCGUGGCAUUUGAACUCAUGUGUAAGGCAAAAAAGGUUGGGCCUUGUGUUCCCUUAUUUCGUAUUUUGUACAGGUUAUCUUCUAGUGAAGAUUGA